AUGACUAUCGUCUCCUUACAUUGGAAGAGAAUUUCAGACAUGUCCGUGAAGUCUAAGAAGGUUACGGAGUUUGAAUUCGACUUAUCCGUUUCGGAAGAUCCUUUAUUAUGGCCAGAAUGGUCCGAUGUGACGCUAAAUAAAGAGAACUGGGCAAAUCCUAAAAGCUGGGUCUGCUUACGGUUAGAAAUCGGCUAUUUGUCGCCCCAAGACAAAUGGGACUUUCUGAGGAAAUACGCCGACCAUUUCGACUGGGAAGCGGAAGCGACGGAACAGGAAUUUUUGGACAGCAAGAAAAGCAGCGAGGGCAAGAAGUCGAAAGGAACAUCACGGUCAAAGAAGUCUAAGGACACGAAAGAGUCGAAGAAAUCGAAAGAUACCGAUCGAUCGAAAAAAUCGAAGGGUGGUCAACAGAAGCCAAUUAUGUUAAAGAAACCAGAACCGGUAACUUUGUUUCUCGGUUUGGAUGACAUGAAGACGCUUCCAUCAGAGAAAGUGCCCGGAUUGUCCCCUUGUUGGAGCCAUUUUGUUUACGUUGCACAGUCACGUGACGUUCCCUUGGAUCCCAAGGAUGUGAAGCCACCUUUGGCGAGAUGGAAGCUUUACCGCUGGCUAAAGUGGGCCAUUCAACAGGGUAUAAUCGAUCCAGUCGAAUACUUCGUUCCAAUUCGUUCUCUGAAAAUUGUCAGUCCCCUAAAAACUUUCGAAGAAUCUAUAAUUAAUAAAUACACCGAGCAAAUCCCCGAAGAACACGAUCAGAAAAACGUUCCAGAUUCUAAAGCUACAUCCGAGAAGUCCGAGAAAAAGAGUAAACACCGUGACAGAUCGAAAGAAUCGAAAAGUCCGAAGGCAAAAGGAUCUUCCAAAAAAUUACCGGAAGAAACUCCUCUGCCGGACAUUAGUUUCUGGGCAGAUUUCAAUAAAAUGGAACCUCACGUGAAAGACGUGCACUUCUUCUAUAAGUUGGACUAUUUUCAAUAUACCGCGAAGAUAUCGGAUCGUUUCACAGGCAAACAACCGGGCGAACAAAAAAUAGGGUCGAAGAAAGGUAGCAAACAAGGGAGCAGAGUAAAUUCUCCUGUCAGGACUACGUUUACGGAAGGAUUCAUCGACGUUCACUGCUGGCCAGAGAAGAUAUCCAGUAGUCGAAACGAGCCUCUCUACAUCUUCACCGACUCCGUGGAGGAGAAAUUCUUCUUCAUCAAUUUCUCCACGUUUCAAGCAACGGUCGAUCCUCUAGCAGCCACUUCGGAGUUAGAUAAAGGUACUAGCAGGACAGUUCACGAUUCAACAGGACAAUCAAAUGAUUUCCAAACAGUGGCGAGUUCUAUGCCACCGGUAGUAAAUAAGGACUACCUAAUUAUAGAAAGACACAGUUGGUUUCACAGACAGAAACACGAGAGCAACUUGGUUCACCUUCUAACCGCUGGAACGAAGGCAACCGUGAUGGAAAUGGAGUCAGGAAGACACUUGUUACGAAUGUAUUGCGGUUCUGAGUGUCAUUGUUUCAUGACUAUAUCAUCAGACACGAUCUUCCACCUGGGCGACCGUAGGAAAAUGUAUCGGCUGAUGUCCACGGAGUCUGAUACGAUCGAUCAGAAGGUGAAACACAUCAGCAAUUGCGUGAGCAACGCUUACCAAUCGUUUGGUACUGACAGGUACCCGGAAACAUUGAAAAGUUACUACAAAAGUUACCUGCCGCCUGCCUGGUGCUUGAAGAAGAGGACUAAGGUCUUCUAUAACCAAAUACACACGUCCUUUCUCAGCGAGAAAGUACGACUGAUCAAAAAGAUCCUACCCCAGGACCAGGUAACUGGCAUCGUGAGAUCAUUAAGAAUAUUCUUUCUAAAUCCUCGCAUUGGUUUCGAGCGUUACAAUCCGUUUACCGAGGCUCUGCUAUCUAUACGAGGCACUACUGCGAACGCCAAAAUCGAGAGACAACAUUCCUUCGAGGAGAACAUCCUGGAUAGGGACAUCGCUGCAUCGAUUAUUCAGUCGGUGUUCAACUGGUUUCUGAUCAAGAAAUACAAAAUGAUACAUAAUCCCAGACACCGGGAACACCAAGAGGUCCUAAAGAAUCUUCUGAAGGUGGUGGAAUUGUUCAACUACAAUAAACGGGAGUCUUUAGCUAGUCAACUGUUCAGAUACAUACUGAAGCACUUCGACAUCCUUCGGGACAUAUAUCCUUGCUCCAAAGACUUCGAAUACACUAUCCAAGUACAGGAAUUGACGGGGACAUUACCAAUGAUCAAGCCAAACCAGUGGCUACCAAUCACGAGGUUCAUGGUGAAUACCCAAGCUACGGAGGCUGCCUUUGCACGGUUCGAUUUGUUCAUCGAUCUACCUAGGUACGGUAUACGUGUCUUCAACAACGAGACUGGCAAGGAGAUGUUACGGCUGGUGAACAACGUCGCUCCAACUCGCUAUGAGAAUGUUAAGCAAGGGUACACAAUUUUCGCGUACGGUUGGAACGAGGAUCAACCGAUGAAAGAUGUGACCUGGACCAUGUUCAUAAUCACCAAAAAAUGGCAGCCGAUCUUCUACUCUAUGAACGAAGAAAUUUCUCCAUCUACCAUGCUGGUGGCUCCUCCCCUGGUAACGGAAGAACUAUCCAACCUUUAUAUACCAAACAAUAAAACGACAAUAUCGAAGUGGAUUGUUCGGGUGAACAAACCCUGUCUGGUAUCCUUCAGACUGAGGACAUCUCACGAUAAGGUGAAGAUCAAGCUCGUGGUGACGAACACGGAUGGAGACGUGUUGUCCAAAAUCGUUGGAACUUCAGUGGUCAUUUUGCCGUUCGCGUACUUGGGCUUAAACGCAGAGUCCAGCGUGACACAUUUUAAAUUAGAGAGUAACACCGAAAGCAGUCACGUCGAUGGCAGUACGUCCAGUGGGAAAGUUUUGAACGGAGGUGACAACGAUACCGUGGAAGAUUCCAUCGAGGGGAGGAUCGAAGUCAGUGGAAGCAGAACCAGCGAGGAGUCGGCGGGUCAUCGAACUUAUUACGUGGAGGCUUUUGUUCUUGACGACAGCUGGCCGUUGACGACGUCGGAAUGGACGGUCGUGACGGAGCACAAGGGGAAGCCUGCCGGCUCUACCAUUCGAAUGAAGCCGUCUGGGUCAAGAUUGUCUAAAAUGGAAGUGUCGAAGACCAGGAAGGCUUCGAGACAGUUCAGCGAGACCAGUCAGACACUCGAGAAACCGCAUUGGGUUCUGCAAGUGGUCUCUAACUUCGGAAACGGUUUAGAGAUAGCUGAAGACACGUCGAAGGAGAGGAAGAUCGCAGAGCUGAAGGAAACCUGGGCGAAGGAGAAACCUGACAGCUUGGCACGCGGCAGGGAGCUGCGAGAGAAUUUCCUGAAAAAGCACGAAAUCAAACCAGAGCCAUCUGCGAUAGACGUACAGAAGAAAUCUACGGUGACUGGAAGAACUUCGAUUAAACGGGAGUGUUGCGUGGAGGUCCCAGCGUCUCAGAUAGAAGUCAGAACGUUGGUUCUACCUCAAACGCUUCGGAGACUUCCACCGCUGGAUCUAUCGGUCUAUGUAGUCAAAGAGGAAGAAGAAGACAGUGCGUGGGCGAAGACACAGGCCGACGAAGAGUUUCUGAGUAAUGCUCGAGUAAUGAACAUCCUCUACGCUCAGGAGGACUAUAAUUACUUCGUCGAAGAAAUGAUUGGUCUGUCGAGAAGAAGGAAGGAGAGGUAUCGGUUUCUCUUCGAGGAGCACAAAGAGUCGUUUUGGGAGAAAAGGAUGCUGGUGGAGGAUGUGUACGAGGACAGAAAGAAUUAUAUCGCUACCAUGAAACCUGAAAGUGGUCGGGGCAGUAAGAAAAGUGCUAAGACUAAGACUACUAAGACUAAGAGUACUAAGACGAAGAAGACUUAA
Molecule: messenger RNA, 3882 nt
Organism: Dufourea novaeangliae
Lineage: Eukaryota; Metazoa; Arthropoda; Insecta; Hymenoptera; Halictidae
Product: androglobin-like
Exons: 5
Coding region: 1-3882 (1293 amino acids)
Source: RefSeq, a predicted model, not a curated record